This is a messenger RNA of Epinephelus lanceolatus (giant grouper), 399 nucleotides long. NCBI's taxonomy places the organism in Eukaryota, Metazoa, Chordata, Actinopteri, Perciformes, Serranidae. The record is from RefSeq and is a predicted model, not a curated record.
AAGAGGGUUUGUCAACUUGUAUUUAAGAAGGUUUGUGUCCGUGCUCUCUUCACAAAUCGUUCUCUGCCUCCAUCUCAACCUCUCGACCUCCUGAAGUUGUCAAACAAUUUCGCCAACAUGUCACCGAUCAAAGAGGCAAUGGAACUCCUCAAAGCCACAUUCAAGGACUACGCUGGACUGGAUGGAGACAAAGAGACUUUGACCAAAGAAGAAAUUCGUGCCCUGCUCCGCUGCGAGUUUACAGGGGGAUCCACAACUGACGAAGAUGUGGAUGAUCUCCUUCGCAAGUUGGAUACUGACAAAGAUGAUGCUGUUACUUUCAGAGAGUUUGUCAAAAUUGCAACAGACAUGAAGCUGAUGUACUAUUAAGAAUAAAUGAUUUACUUACUGUUGCUACUA